AUGGACAACGUCCCAGGCAGUGAGAUGCUCGUCGACGAAUAUGAGCAGUAUCACAAUGACAGAACCGACGAAGUCGUCGUCUCUCGGUCCGGAUCGGAGGAACCGGAGCCAGAGCCUCUUGCCGACGAUCAUGCAGCAAUGAUGGCCCGGAUCCUCCCGAAAGACCCCGAUUUGGAAACAGAAGAUGAGACAUAUCACACAUGGCAUAUCCAGGAUUGGCGGAAACUCAAGAAGAAGGAACACGGCCCGGUCUUCCAGUGCGCCGGCUUUCCUUGGCGGGUCCUUUUCUUUCCUUACGGUAAUCAUGUCGAACAUGCAUCGUUCUACCUGGAACACGCUUGGGAAAACGAACCUCCAGCGAACUGGUAUGCCUGCGUCCAGUUUGCUCUGGUCCUGUCGAAUGUGAACGACCCGUCCAUCUAUAUCUCUCACGUCGCCACACAUCGGUUUAAUGCGGACGAGGGUGACUGGGGAUUCACUCGAUUCUGUGAGCUGCGCAGGCUCUUUAGCGUGCCAUGGGAGGGCCGCGGCGUUCCUCUGGUGCAGAACGAAGAGGCCAAGAUCACAGCAUACGUGCGUGUCGUCAAAGAUCCAACAGGUGUACUGUGGCACAGCUUCCAGAACUACGACUCGAAGAAGGAAACUGGCAUGGUUGGGUUGAAGAACCAAGGCGCAACUUGCUAUCUGAACUCGCUCUUGCAGUCCUUAUACUUUACCAACAAAUUCCGAAAGGCCGUCUACGAGAUCCCCACGGAGGCCGAGGCUUCGAGAGACAACAGUGCUUGGACUCUCCAGAGACUGUUUUAUAAUCUUCAAACGAGUGAGAACUCUGUAUCAACGACAGAACUCACAGCAUCUUUCGGCUGGGAAUCGCGACAAAUCUUUGAGCAACAGGAUGUCCAGGAGCUUUCGAGAAAACUCAUGGAAAGGAUGGAGGAGAAGAUGAAGGGUACGCCGGCAGAAAAGGCUCUACCGGAAAUGUUCGUCGGAAAAACGAAAACUUACAUCUCCUGCAUCAAUGUCGACUACGAAUCGUCGCGAGUGGAGGACUUCUGGGACAUCCAACUUAACGUUCGAGGCAACAAGACUCUCGACGACAGUUUCAAGGACUACAUUCAGGUGGAGACUCUCGAAGGUGAGAACAAGUACGAUGCCGGACAACCAUACGGUCUUCAGGACGCCAAGAAAGGUGUAAUCUUUGAAAGCUUCCCGCCUGUUCUGCACCUUCAUUUAAAGCGAUUCGAGUAUGACAUUCAUCGUGACGCCAUGAUGAAGAUCAACGACCGCCAUGCCUUCCCCAUGGAGUUCGAUGCGUCCCCGUACCUUUCCAACGAUGCCGAUAAGUCCGAACCCUGGAUCUACGAGUUGCACGGUGUGCUGGUGCACAGCGGUGACCUGAAUGCCGGUCAUUACUACGCCUUCUUGAAGCCUACCAAGGAUGGGUUCUGGUACCGGUUUGACGACGAUCGAGUGACCCGGGCUACGGACAAGGAGGUGCUCGAGGAGAACUACGGUGGUGAAUACGAACUAGCCAACGGCGCGGCCGGUGUCAGGCAGCCUUAUACCCGCGGGCUGUCAACGAAGCGCUCAAUGAACGCCUACAUGCUGGUAUACGUUCGGAAGUCGAGAUUGGAUGAUGUUCUCUUGCCUAUAACAAAGGAGCAAGUUCCCUCCCACAUCGAAAACCGACUCGUGGAAGAACGUAUUGAGUUGGCGCGCAGGAAGAAGGAGAGAGAAGAAGCCCACCUGUAUAUCAAUGUUGGCGUAUUGAGCGACGAGUCUUUCCAGGCCCAUCACGGAUUCGACCUCACGAGUGCUGACCUGCCAGCUACUGAUCCUGCGGUGCCGAAGCAAUACAGAAUUCUCCGGGCCAAGAAGGUCGGAGAGUUUGCACAGCAGCUCGCAGAGGAGAAGGGACUUAAUCCUGAGCAGGUUCGUUUCUGGGUCAUGGUGAAUCGGCAGAACAAGACGACUCGGCCGGACCAAGUCAUCAAGGACCAGGACAUGACUGUUGAGGAAGCUUACAACCGCUAUGGCACGAAAGGAAACCCGUUCAAGGUCUGGAUGGAGGUGGGCCAGCCUUCCGCAGACGGAUCAAUCUCUUGGCCGGAUAGCAACUCGGUGCUCGUCUUCUUGAAGCAUUUCGAUGCACCCUCGCAAACAAUCGCGGGUGUCGGUGCCGUCUACGUGCGCAAGACACAGAAGGUUGCUGACCUUGCCCCUAUCAUCCUCGAGAAGAUGGGCUGGCCUGCUGGAACCGAGUUCAUGCUGUUCGAAGAGAUCAAACAUAACAUGAUCGACGUCAUGAAGCCCAAGCAGACCUUCCAGCAGUCCGAGAUUCAGGAUGGAGACAUCAUCACCUUCCAGAGAACGAUUAAGGAGUCCGAGCUACCGGCAACUGCAUUGUAUACGGACGCAAGGCAAUACUACGACUACCUGUUGAACAGGAUCAACAUCACUUUUGCUCCGAUCAAGGCAGAUGAGGGCGAUGAAUUUACACUUACGUUGAGCCGUAAGAUGACAUACGAUCAGUUCUCGAAGAAGGUCGGCGAGCACCUGAAUGUGGAAUCGACACAUCUGCGCUUCGCACCGGUCCUCGCAAGUACUGGCAAGCCGAAGGCGUUCAUUAAGCGGAACCCCAAUCAACCCAACCAAACCCUGUAUCAUAUUCUCGGUGGGCAAGCAACAACCUAUGGAUACAGCAUGCAUCGUCAGGAUGCCCUGUACUACGAAGUUCUGGAAACUAGCUUGAGCGACUUUGAGUCUAAGACCUGCUUGAAGGUUACAUGGCUCCCUGAAGGCAUCACCAAGGAGCAACUGGUGGAGGUCUUGGUUCCUCGAGACGGUACCAUCGCAGAUCUCGUUGCCGGCCUUCAGAAGAAGGCAAAUUUGGAUGACGAGACGAUCCGCGAGACACGCGUCUAUGAAACCCAUGGUGGCAAGAUCUACCGGGAAUUCCAGGCUGACUCGAAGAUCGCUGGCAUUAACGAAUUCGUGUCGCUCUACGCCGAAAGAGUGCCCGAAGAAGAGGCCAAUAUGCAGGACGGCGAACGGACGAUAAAUGCUUUCAACUUCGACCGCGAGGUCAACCGGCCGCAUGGUGUGCCUUUCAAGUUUGUUAUGAAGCCGGGCGAGAUCUUCAAGCAGACCAAGGAGCGGCUGUCUAAGCGGACCGGCAUCAAGGGCAAGCAAUUUGAAAAGAUUAAGUUUGCUGUGGUGUCUCGCAAUAUGUAUUCCAACCCGCGCUAUGUGGAAGACGAUGAUAUCCUCUCCGACAUCAUCGGUGAUUCCGACGACCUGCUUGGUCUCGAGCAUGGAACGCAUACCAUUAUGGACAUAUGGAGGACAUGUGUUGCCCAGGCGAUUCAGCUUAUGAAGACAAAUUUUCAAAAACAACAUACUUUAUACAUGAUGAACAGAUGCGAAUUAUUUCGAUGUGUUGUGGUAUCGGUCUGUCGGGUAGCUUAG
Molecule: messenger RNA, 3468 nt
Organism: Aspergillus niger
Lineage: Eukaryota; Fungi; Ascomycota; Eurotiomycetes; Eurotiales; Aspergillaceae
Exons: 12
Coding region: 1-3468 (1155 amino acids)
Biological process (GO): protein deubiquitination; regulation of protein stability
Cellular component (GO): nucleus; cytosol
Molecular function (GO): cysteine-type deubiquitinase activity; cysteine-type endopeptidase activity; protein binding
Source: RefSeq, a predicted model, not a curated record